AAACACUUCAACUCUAAAGCUCGCGACUCUGUUCGGUUCGUUUAGUUUAGCUUAGUUCAGAGUCAUAGCGCAAGUCAUCGUCUUGUCCGUGUAAAUACUUGGUGCCUAAGUAAAGUUGAUGUUAACUGUGAACUUGAAUUGUCAGUUUGAAGUUAAGACCUGAGAAUAAACGUAGUAUCAACGAGUACUGCCAUUUGCUAUUGUUAAAAAUUCUAAGCUCUUUUAAGUACCUUUUGCUGCUGUCGUUUGCCGUUCGCAUAGAAAACGAAAGUGUUUUUUUUUUGUUCCUCAGUCAAACAUAGAUUGUUGAACGAAGAACUUGUGUGUGCUAAGAAAUCAACAAAAUAAAAAAAAAACUUUCUGAUCUUGUUGUUGUCUUUUACAACGAAACGGAAAAGUUUUAUUGAGGGCACUUGUGUUGGAGGUGAAAAUAUGUUCUCGAUUCUCAAGCUAGCAAUUGUGUUGCUGUGUGUUGGUGUCUUGAGCACGGCAAGCAUUUCCGCUGAAGAGAAUACAAAUGGCAAGAGUGAACCAAUUCAAAAGGAUUUAGCCACAUCGGCCACUUCGGCAAAGUUAUUCAAUUUGGGCAGCUUAUUUGGUCAAAAUCCCGGCUAUGGUUACGGUAAUGGCUAUGGCAACAACUACUACCCAAGCACCUACAGGCCAACCACAUAUUAUCCUUAUAAAACCAAUUACUACCCAACCAACGCAUACCCGAGCAACUACUAUCCCAGCAAUAGCGGCUGGAGUGGCAGUAAUUACCCCAACUAUGCCAGCAGUAGUGGGUAUUAUCCAAGCGCUGGCGGCUAUGGCUAUAAUUACGGCAGCACCGGCACUGGCUACUACCCCGGCACGAGCACUGGCACCAACAUACUAGGUGGCAAUGGCGGUUAUGGCGGCUAUGGAGGUAAUGGCGGCUUGCCUCAAUACUAUGGUUAUUGGAAUCCCGAAUAUUCGGGUCAACGCAAUCGUGGUUACGGUUAUUAUGCCAACACCGAUCGUUAUGGCUUGCCACGCUAUGAUGGGGGCUACAAUGAUCGCCCGUAUGAUGGGCGUGGUGGGUAUGGCACUUAUCGUGGCUACGAUUGAUGUUGACCACUUUGGCUAUGGCUCUUUAAAUGUUUUUUAUGUACAAUAUUUGUUGCUUUAUAGCUGCAGUUGCAGGUUUGUUUUGCUAUCGAAUAACUUAAAUAAAUGUGUUUUAUUUGUAAAUAUUUAU
Molecule: messenger RNA, 1219 nt
Organism: Ceratitis capitata (Mediterranean fruit fly)
Lineage: Eukaryota; Metazoa; Arthropoda; Insecta; Diptera; Tephritidae
Product: prisilkin-39
Exons: 3
Coding region: 433-1089 (218 amino acids)
Source: RefSeq, a predicted model, not a curated record